AGGGGGUAUGGAGACACCAACCGGGCGAGCCUUCGGACCGAAUGGCCUUUAGACGCGUCGGUUGAGCUUUCCCUUCUGGGGCCCUGAUUCCAGUCUCUACCGGAGAAAUCCAGCUCUAGCUUCCCACCUAGUAGAACCUCCCGUCGGCGCCGGGGGAACCUCGACCCACAUCCACCCGAGCGGGAGGAAGGAGCGCCCACUCUCGUGGCUGCCCCGAGAAGCCCCGGCUGGGUGUGGGGGCGACCGGGGACCCCGUCUCCCCGCCGUGCUCGCCCGUCCGUCCGUCACCCGCGCAGCCGGAACGCCCGCGGGUUCUGCAGCAACGGCUCGGGAACUGCCGGCCUCCGCCUCCCUCCGUCUGCAGCGCCGCCGCCAGCCAGGCUGGAGCCCAGUCGGUCCCCAGCGUCUGCGCUCCCGCCGGGCCCCGUAAACCAGCUAAUCCAGGAACAAUGCAAACAGAGAGGAGCAUCCAGAGUUUUGGCAGCAGGCACAAGCAAAUCCCGUUUGUGUACGAUGUCAAGCGGACCGUGUACAACGAGGAGAAUUUCCAGCAGGAGCACAGGAGGAGGGGCCUCACCUCUGGGAACGUGGACAUCAACAUCACCACCUUCAAGCACCAAGUCCAGUGCCGCUGCUCAUGGCACAAGUUCCUGAAAUGCAUGCUCACGGUCUUCCCGUUCCUGGAGUGGGUCUGUUUGUAUCGAUUCAAGGACUGGCUUCUCGGAGACUUACUUGCUGGUUUAAGUGUCGGUCUUGUUCAAGUGCCCCAAGGCCUCACACUUAGUUUAUUGACGAGGCAGCUGAUUCCUCCCCUCAACGUCACUUAUGCCGCCUUCUGCUCUUCAAUCAUUUACGUAAUUUUUGGAUCAUGUCAUCAAAUGUCCAUCGGCCCCUUCUUCCUCGUGAGUGCUCUGUUGAUCAACGUCCUGAAGGAGAGGCCGUUCAGCAAUGGUCACCUGAUCUUGGGAACUUUUGUCAAGGAUGACUUCUCUGUCCCCACCUUCUACUUGGACUAUAACAGAUCCUUAAGUAUGGUGGCAUCCACAACUUUCCUGACCGGAAUCAUUCAGCUGUCCAUGGGUAUGCUGGGCAUGGGCUUCAUAGCCACAUAUCUUCCAGACGCUGCGAUCAGCGCCUAUCUAGCAGCUGUGGCACUGCACAUCAUAGUGGCCCAGAUGACGUGCAUCUUUGGGAUUAUGGUCAGCUUCCACGCUGGUCCCAUCUCCUUCAUCUACAACAUAAUUAACUACUGCAUGGCGCUCCCAAAAGCAAACUCUACCAGCAUCCUGCUGUUCCUCACCGCUGUGGUGGCUCUGAGAAUCAACAAGUGCAUCCGCAUCACCUUCAACCGCUACCCCAUCGAGUUCCCCAUGGAGCUGCUGCUGAUUCUUGGCUUCAGCUUACUUACAAGCAAGAUAACCAUGGCUACGGAAAACAGCAAGAUGCUGAUCAACAUGAUCCCGUACAGCUUUGUGUUCCCUGAGACUCCAGAGUUCGGCGUUCUUAGCAGAAUUAUUUUACAAGCCAUGUCUUUGUCUUUCGUGAGCUCCUUUCUGCUCAUCUCGCUGGGCAAGAAGAUUGCUACCUUCCAUAACUACAGACCCAACUCCAACCAGGAUUUAAUAGCCAUCGGCCUGUGCAACGUGAUCAGCUCCUUUUUCAGAUGCUGUGUGUUUACGGGUAGUAUGGCCAGGACUAUCAUCCAAGACAAAUCUGGAGGAAGACAGCAGUUUGCCUCUCUGGUAGGCGCAGGUGUGAUGCUGCUGCUGAUGGUGAAGAUGGCAAGCUUCUUCCACACUCUGCCUAACGCUGUGCUGGCAGGGAUCAUCUUAAGCAAUGUGGUCCCCUACCUUGAAGCCAUUUACAACCUACCCGCUCUGUGGAGGCAGGACCAGUAUGAGUGUGUCAUUUGGAUGGUGACAUUCUCGGCUGCGAUUUUCCUGGGACUAGACCUUGGACUGAUCAUCUCACUGGUCUUCGCUUUCUUUGUCAUCACUGUCCGCUCGCACAGAACCAAGAUCCUCGUCUUGGGUCAGAUCCCCAACACCAACAUUUACAGAAAUGUUGAUGACUACCGGGAGGUGGUUCUCAUCCCUGGGGUGAAAAUCUUGCAGUGUUGCAGCUCCAUCACGUUUGUUAACGUGUACCGUCUAAAGCACAAGUUGUUAAAAGAGGUCAAUAUGGUGAAGUUGCCUCUUAAGGAAGAAGAGAUUUACACCCUGUUUCAUCAAAAUGAGACCAGUGUAGGAGAAAACAGAAUAUGUACGUGUUUCUGCGACUGUGAAGAGCUGGAGCCAGAGACCAGGAUUGUCUACACAGAGCGGUACGAAAACAGACGGGAGCAGGACUCAUCCACCAACCUGAUCCACUGCUCCUACCUGGGCAUGGAGGACACCAGCUCAACGACUUCUGAGGGACAGAUCCCCUACACAGUGUCUUCCACAUCACAGAGGAAUAUAGGGCAGAGCUUCGAGGACAUGGAGAAAGCAAGAAGCAGCUCCCUCCCGCUGCCCGAAAACUCAGAAAGCUUAGCGCAGAGUAGAUCCAGAUCCAUCCUCGUGCCUCACUCGAACACGAGCGUGCAGAUAAACACCCACACCAUCAUCCUGGACUUCUCUAUGGUGCACUAUGUGGAUACCCGGGCUUUGGUUAUACUGAGGCAGAUGUGCAAUGCUUUCUACAAUGCCAACAUUCUGGUCCUCAUUUCAGGGUGUCACACCUCUGUGGUCAAGUUGUUUGAGAAGAAUGAUUUCUUUGAUGGAGGCAUCACGAAGGCCCAGCUCUUCCUCAGCCUCCAUGACGCCGUGCUGUUCGCUAUGUCGAGGAAGUUCUCGGAGCCCUCGGACUUGAGCAUCGACGAGACGGAGACGGUGAUACAGGAAACCUUCUCAGAGUCAGACAAGAAUGGCAACCUGAACCAUCUGAGACUUACAAUGGGGAAUGCCAUCGCAGAAGGUUCUCGGCUUGCAAGUCCAAGCUUCACCAAGACCCUUAAGCCUUUUAAGGAUGACUUGGAGUUUGACCUAAGUCCAGGCUUCAACAAGACCCAUAAACCUGCUAACGAUGACUUGGAGUCUGACUUGGCUUCUGAACAGACCAGCGGGAUGGAUUUCAAUCUGGACCUGGACUUGGACUUGGACCGGGAGUUAGAGCUGGACCCUGGAUCUGAGAUGGGUUCUGACACCCAAGCCAAAGCUGAGCUGGAGCUCGAGUCAGAGCUUGAGACAGAUGCCCAGACAGAGCUCGAGACAGAGGAAGAGCCAGAGCUGCAGACAGAGUCAGAGACAGAGAGGAAGCCACAGCCAAAGACCAGGUCAAGGUCUCACAGCCCCUGGAGGAAUUACUUCAGUGCUUAUCGCUUCGGUUCUUCGAGCUCCCAGCCUAGAGUUCCACCUCAGACACGCCCAGAAAAGGGAGAGUCACAUACCCAACCUCUUCCUAAAUAACAAUAAGGACGCUUGGUCGGUGACUCCCUAGCGCAGGCAGGGCAUCUUGGCAAACCCUUCCUGCUCAACUCGGCAUGAGAGCUAGGCUGGGUACAAGCCACCAGUCCUGGCUCUGUGACCCCCACACCUGCCGACCUCCUCCUUAUUGGAUUCUGGGAUCUCAUGCCCACCGUCCUCCCAGGCUACGUGACUCAAGGUCGACAGCUGUCUCUGGGUUCUGCCUCCCAGCUCUGCAGAUUGCAUCUCCAACAGGUUUCCAGCGAAGGCCUCCCUGCACGUCCUCUCUGGGGAACUGUGCCAGCUUCUCUCUGAGUUCCUCCUCUCAUCUCUGUUUCCCUUUCUCCAAAGAAAUGAGGCUUGAAUAAAAUAUGGGACUCUACUUAACCCUGA
Messenger RNA from Mastomys coucha (southern multimammate mouse), 3836 nucleotides. It is a transcript of the gene Slc26a8, whose product is annotated as solute carrier family 26 member 8. Bases 450 to 3446 code for a protein of 998 amino acids. The record is from RefSeq and is a predicted model, not a curated record. The transcript is spliced from 20 exons. Gene Ontology annotation, biological process: transmembrane transport. Gene Ontology annotation, cellular component: membrane. Lineage: Eukaryota; Metazoa; Chordata; Mammalia; Rodentia; Muridae. Gene Ontology annotation, molecular function: chloride transmembrane transporter activity; oxalate transmembrane transporter activity; bicarbonate transmembrane transporter activity.